Molecule: messenger RNA, 944 nt
Organism: Drosophila kikkawai
Lineage: Eukaryota; Metazoa; Arthropoda; Insecta; Diptera; Drosophilidae
Product: chymotrypsin-2
Biological process (GO): proteolysis
Molecular function (GO): serine-type endopeptidase activity
Source: RefSeq, a predicted model, not a curated record
AUGACGAUUUUAAAUAUCUUAAGUUUGCUGGCUCUUUUGUUAGUCGCCUGCGCAGCUAAUGAAUCGGGUUUAACCCUCAAUCGAACCCGACGCCUGUCCAAUCCCCUGUUGAACGAAGAUACCCUCCACCUGGGCAAAUACAUAGUGUCUAUAAGGACCAGAACCGUCCACUAUUUCUACGGAGAAAAUCACUUUUGUGGAGGCGUCAUCAUUGCGCCACAGUUCGUUUUGACAUCCGCACAUUGUGUUAUUAACAAAAGCUCGAGGGUUCUGUAUCCCGCCCGUAUUUUACUCGUUGUGGCCGGAACACCCGAUAGGCUCAGAUACCAAUCGGGCAUCAGUUUUCACUCGGAGGUGAAGAAAAUUUUCGUGCCGGACAACUUUACGCUUCGCAAUGAGCAGGAUCUAGCAAUCUUGCGAUUAAAGAAUCAGAUUCCCAGAGAUACAGACCACAUCGGCAUUGCCAGGUUGCCUUAUCGUCGCGUCGAAGCGGGUACCAUAUGCAAGGUCAUGGGCUGGGGUCGACUCUACGAAGACGGACCGAUUAGUGCAAGACUGCUACAUAUCAGCAUCAUGAUCGCAGACCCAAUAACAUGUUUAGAAAUGUUGGGAAUAAAAAAAGAGGAUUUACUGUGCGGCUCGGAUGAAAACCCCGACCUAGCCCAACUUCCGUGCCCCGGUGACCGUGGUGAUCCGUUGAUGCAGGGUGACAUUGUCUACGGGAUCGUGAGUUACCUUGUGAAAUGCGAUGACAACAUUCUGCCAUCCGUUUAUACAGAAGUGUUCCACAGCAUUGAAUGGAUCCGAUGGAUACUAUCGACUAACGUUAGCAAUGUUUAUCAAGUUUCACUCUUUUUAGUUUAUGGUGGCGUAGUAUUAAAUUUUUUGUUAAUCUAAUAAUGUAAGGUAAAGCCAUUUGCUUUCAUAUGUGAUUUGUAAAUGAU